UGACAAUUUCAGAGUCAACAAAAUGAAAAGGAAAGACAAAAUACUGAUUCUGAAGUAUAUGUUCAGCAUCUUCAAUGGCACUUUCUUGAUUCUAGGACUUUUGUUCACUGGAUUUGGAUUAUGGCUUCUAUUAGAUAGAGGCAAUUUUGUCAACAUUCUGUUUUCCACAGGUAAGCAUAGCUAUUUGAUAGCAAAGACUUCUCGAGUACUGAUUGGCACUGGAUCUGCCAUAGUUCUUGCCGCUUUCCUGGGUUACUUGGCUAUCCUCAAAGAAAUAAAAUGUUUUGUCAUUUUGUAUGUGAUGCUUAUAAUUCUAGCCUGUGGGCUGCAGAUUGGAUUGUCUGGACUCAUCUUCAUCAAAAAAGAAGAGAUUAAACAUAUAAUGCACGAUUCAUUUGAUUCCAUGAUCAUUGAAUAUGGAUCUAAAGAUUUGCCUCAAGACAGAUUCAAGUGGGAUAUUCUGAAUAUGGUGCAGAAAACUUUUACAUGCUGUGGCAGAAGCAGUUCUAGGGAUUGGCAAAAGAAUAAAAACAAAGAGAGUGCAGAUCAAAUUCCAUGUUCAUGCAUGAAGCGGAGAGAAAACACUACUGAAAGAAAAUGGUUUUGUGAUGCCUUAAAGAAUGCAGCUCACACAAAGGGAUGUGAAGAGGAUAUCAAUACAUGGUUUGAAUACAACAUUUUAACCUUGAUUGGAAUUAAUUUUGGACUACUAGCUUCAGAGAUUUUUCAGCUUGUAUUAUCUUUGAGCUUCUUCCGGAAUAUCAAAAAUAAAAUUUAUGCAGAAAAAGCUAUGGCCCCAUGAAAAAAUUGCAUAUAAAGAACUAAGCACUGGAGUUUGAAAUCAAUUGGCAGUCUUGUUUUA
Tachyglossus aculeatus (Australian echidna) is the source of this 862-nucleotide messenger RNA. It is a transcript of the gene TSPAN19, whose product is annotated as tetraspanin 19. NCBI's taxonomy places the organism in Eukaryota, Metazoa, Chordata, Mammalia, Monotremata, Tachyglossidae. The transcript has 8 exons. Bases 23 to 802 code for a protein of 259 amino acids. The record is from RefSeq and is a predicted model, not a curated record. Gene Ontology annotation, cellular component: membrane.